This is a messenger RNA of Sphaeramia orbicularis (orbiculate cardinalfish), 2253 nucleotides long. It is a transcript of the gene utp4, whose product is annotated as UTP4 small subunit processome component. The record is from RefSeq and is a predicted model, not a curated record. Bases 128 to 2185 code for a protein of 685 amino acids. Gene Ontology annotation, molecular function: RNA binding; protein binding. Gene Ontology annotation, biological process: maturation of SSU-rRNA from tricistronic rRNA transcript (SSU-rRNA, 5.8S rRNA, LSU-rRNA). Lineage: Eukaryota; Metazoa; Chordata; Actinopteri; Kurtiformes; Apogonidae. Gene Ontology annotation, cellular component: t-UTP complex; 90S preribosome; small-subunit processome. The transcript is spliced from 17 exons.
AGUCGCCGUUUGUGUGUUUCAUUUCCGGGUCAUAGGUCCUCAACGUGGCUACUGAUGUUUGCAGGUGUGCGGAGCGGCGAAGUUAAAUGUGAAGAAAGUUGAAUAUCCGUGAAAUAAAACAGCUACAAUGGGAGAGUUUAAAGUGCACCGGGUUCGGUUCUUCGACUAUAUGCCCAGUGCCAUCCGGGCCAUGGCGUUCAACAGCCGCAGUGAACGGCUGGCUUUGGCCCGGGCCGACGGAGCAGUGGAGGUCUUCAACUUCUCAGACAACUACUACCAAGAAAAGGUGGUUCCGGGUCAGGAUGGCAGAGCCGUCGAGGCGCUGUGCUGGGUGGGACAGCGUCUGUUCAGCGCUGGUCUGAACGGAGAGAUCACAGAGUACGACCUGGAGAACCUGAGGCCCAAGUACACCAUGGACGCCUAUGGAGGACCAAUCUGGACCAUCAGCAGCAACACGCAAGGAACCCUGUUGGCGGUUGGAUGUGAAGACGGGACGGUGAAGAUUUUUGAAAUGCUAGAAACAGGGAUUCAGUUUCAGAGGAACCUUGACAGACAAAAAGGUCGUGUCAUUUCUCUGUCAUGGCAUCCUUCUGGUUCACUGAUCGCUGCUGGUAUGAUGGACAUGAUCCGAAUCUUUGACGCUGAGACGGGUCAUGCCACUCACAGGCUGUUGGUGGAGAAAGGCCUCGGGACGUCCAACAGCAGAGAGGUGGUGGUGUGGGGCGUGGUCUUCCUGUCUGACAACACCAUCAUCAGCGGAGACUCAGCGGGGAAGGUUCAGAUCUGGGACGGACUCACCGGGACGCUGCUGCACACUCACCUCAUCACCAAGUGGGACGUCCUGGCCUUGGCGGUGUCCCAGGAUGAGACCAGUCUAAUCGCUGGGACGUCAGAGGGCACCGUGGUCCAGUUCCAGUUUCUGUCCUCCACCAUGGGCCAGCAGGACAAGGACUGGGUCCGAACCAGGACCUUUAAAAACCACUCACAUGACGUUCGGGCUCUGGUCCACACCGACACCGCCGUGGUGUCUGGAGGUAUGGACACUCAGCUGGUAGUUCGCCCUCUACUGGAUAAAGUGGAUAAAAACACACAGGAGUCCAGUCUACGCAAGAUCACUUUCCCACAUAAAAGCCUGGUUUGUUGCGCUAAAAAAGCAGGAAUGCUGCUCUUCCAGUUUCCUGAUCAUCUGGAGGUUUGGAGGCUCGGGGACAGUGAUGGAAACGGAAAGCCUGGUGAUACUCUACCUGUGAACAGGAAACCAGAGAAACUGAUCCAGCUCAACAGGAAGGGUGAGGAACACAUCUGCUGCAGCGCUCUGUCUCCAUGUGGAGGUUGGUUGGCGUAUUCCACCGUGUCCAGCGUCCGACUGUACAGGUUACAACACGACAACAACAACAUUAGCAUCAACAAGGUGUCCAAAUUACCAAAGAUCCUCCACUCAGCCCACCAGCUGUGCUUCUCCUCAGACUCUUCUAAACUCUUCGCUUCCUCCACUAACUCAUCGGUCAUCAUACUGUCCCUGAACCAGUCAGAGUGCAAAUACCUCCACACCCUCAAACCCAAAUCAGAUUCCAGACAGCCGAUCCACCUCCUGUUCCCCAGUGAAGACGGUAAAUGGCUCGCUACAGCCAACACUGACUGUGAGGUCCAUGUCUACAACCUCAACAAGCUAAAGCUUCACUGCACAGUUCCGGUGUACAGCUCCUGUCCCACCGCCAUCGCCAUCCACCCCACCAGCAGUAACCUGGUCACAGUCCACGCUGACCAGCAGAUGUUUGAAUACUCCCUGGUGCAGAAGGAAUACACAGACUGGAGCAGGAAGCUGCAGAAACAAGGCCUCCACCCUCUGUGGCUGCAGAGGGACACGCCCAUCACCCACGUGACCUUCAACCCCAAAAACCCCGCCCACAUCAUCCUGCACGACACGUUCAUGUUCUGCAUCGUGGACCAGACUCUGCCCCUUCCAGAAGCUAAGGCCAUGUUCCAUAAUCAGAUGAUGCUGAGGAGUCUCCCUGAAGCCGAGAGGAUCGGACAGAGUCACGCCUUCAAGAUAUGCAAGACCUUCCAGCAUCUCCUGUGUGUGCGUUUACUGGAGGACCAUUCUGUGGUGGUGGUGGAGCGCCCUCUGCUGGACAUCCAGUCUCAGCUGCCUGCACCUGUACGGCAGAAGAAAUUCGCCACAUAAACAGACUGAACAUGUUUUGUGUCUGCAAGCAUUUUCAAUAAAGUAUUAUGUUUUGAUAAAAUAAACCA